Molecule: messenger RNA, 3381 nt
Organism: Gamsiella multidivaricata
Lineage: Eukaryota; Fungi; Mortierellomycota; Mortierellomycetes; Mortierellales; Mortierellaceae
Exons: 4
Coding region: 1-3381 (1126 amino acids)
Molecular function (GO): GTPase activity; translation initiation factor activity; GTP binding
Source: RefSeq, a predicted model, not a curated record
AUGCCGCCAAAGAAGGGAAACAAGAAGAAAAAGCAGGACGACUACUGGGACAAUGAGUUCGAGCAGGACCAGGAGGUCCUCGGAGUGACCAGCGGCGCUCCUGAACCCGAGGCAGAAAUCCCUGCCCACGUCCUCAAUGAGGAUGAAGAUGAGGAGGGUGGUCUGAUGAGUAUGGUCGCCAAGGCUUCCAAGAAAAAGCAGCCCGCAAAGGAGGCCUCUCCCGAUCCUGCUCCCCUUGACGAGGACAACGAUGAUGAACCUGUUAUCAGGAUCAAGACCAAGAAGGAGAAGGAGCGUGAGAAGAAGGAGAAGGAAAAGGAAAAGAAGCGUCUUGCGGCGGAAAAGGCCAAGAAGGAGAACCCUGCACCUGUCAAGGAGGAACCCAAGAAGGUCGAGGCAAAGGCAUCCGAAUCUGCCCCUACCCCUACCUCGCCUGCUGCUGCUCAGGACGACAACGACGAGGAUGAAGAUGACGAUGACGCUGCUGGGGGAUCAAAAUCCAAGAACAAGAAAAAGAAAAAGAAGGCCGCUGCACCCAAGGAGGAGGUCAAGCCCAAGAAGAAGGGACCCGCUGGUCUGGGUGCUCUCAAGGCAAUGCUCGAAAAGCAAAAGGCAGAGGAGGAAGAAUUGCGCCGCAUCGCCGAAGAGGAACAACGCAAGGAGGAGGAGAGGCUGCGCAAGAUCGAAGAGGAGGAGGCCGCCAAGGCCGCAUUAAAGGCUAAGAAGAAAGAGAAAGAGAAGGCGAAGCUCGAACAGAAGCGUAAAGAGGGUACACUCUUGACGAAGGCUCAGAAGGAGGCUCAGGCCAGGGCUGCCUUGCGCAAGCAGCAGCUACUAGAGUCUGGUGUCAUUGUCGAGGGCCUCGAGAAGAGCGCUAGCGAAGCCGCGGAAAAGAAGAAGAAGGUCGUCUAUGGCAGCAAGAAGAAGAAGGGACCGCAGCAAACUCAAACACCACCACCAUCUUCGCCCAAGAUUGCUUCCGCAUCUGUUGAGGUUGUCACACCGGCAUCUGCCGCAGCCUCCGAAAAGGACGAUGACGAGGAUGAGGCUGAUGACUGGGAGGCUGCUGCAGAACAGAUCGAUACCAAGGAGGACAAGGAUGGCGUCAAAGAGAGCUGGGACCAGGCAAGCGAGGAGGAAGGUGAUGUCAAGGAUAGCUGGGAUCAAAGCAGCGAUGAAGAAAAGGAAAAGAAACCCAAGGCUGCGGCCAAAGCAGCCCCCGCUCCCACCAAGACUACACCCGCAAAGGCCGCACCUGCCAAGGCUGCUCCGGCGAAGGCUGCCCCUGGCAAGAACGCGAAGAAUGCCCCCGCCUCCGCCAACAAGAAGGGUCCACCACCUAAGAAGCAGGCCCAGUCCGAAUCCUCUUCAGACUCCUCUUCCGAAUCGGACUCGGACUCGGACUCGGGCUCGGAUUCUGACGAUUCUUCCGACUACUCUGAUUCCGACGACUCCGAUUCGGAUGAGCAGGAGUCUUCGACCGCCAAGGCUGAGCGUAUCCGCAAGGAGCAGGCACGAGAGCGCAGGCAGGCCCGCAUUGCUGCCGCUAUGGCUGCCCGAUCCAAGGAUGAUUUGCGUUCGCCUAUUUGCUGUAUUUUGGGGCACGUCGACACAGGAAAGACCAAGCUGCUGGACAAGAUUCGUCAGACGAACGUUCAGGAGGGUGAAGCUGGAGGUAUUACUCAGCAAAUCGGAGCGACCUAUUUCCCUCUGGAGACCAUAAAGGCCAAAACUGCUGUUUUGAACAAGGACGGAACCAGGGAAUACAAGUUGCCGGGUUUGUUGGUCAUCGACACGCCCGGACACGAGUCCUUCACGAAUUUGCGUACGCGUGGUUCUUCGCUCUGUAACAUCGCUAUUUUGGUCGUCGAUAUCAUGCACGGUCUCGAGCCCCAGACCCUCGAGUCGCUUAAGUUGCUCCGCGACAAGAAGACGCCCUUCAUCGUCGCCUUGAACAAGGUCGAUCGUCUCUUUGGGUGGAAGGCCAUCCCCGAUAACUCGUUCGUCGAUUCCUUGUCGAAGCAGUCUGUCGCUGUCCAGCGCGAGUUCGAGACCCGUAAGGACGCCGUCAUUACUGCCUUCCAGGAGAACGGAUUGAACGCGACGUUGUACUACGACAACAAGAAUCUGGGAAAAUACGUUUCGCUAGUCCCAACCUCUGCUCACACUGGAGAGGGUAUCCCUGAUAUGAUCAUGCUGUUGGUCGAGUUGACCCAGACCCGUAUGAGUGAACGUCUGAUGUACAUUUCCGAGCUCGAGUGUACAGUUUUGGAAGUCAAGGUCAUUGAGGGUCUCGGAACUACGAUCGAUGUCGUCCUCUCGAACGGUGUUCUCAAGGAAGGUGACCGCAUUGUUGUCUGCGGUCUCAAUGGAGCCAUUGCAACGAACAUUCGUGCAUUGCUGACGCCCCAACCCUUGAGAGAACUGCGUGUCAAGUCUGCAUAUGUCCAUCACAAGGAGGUCAAGGCCUCCCUCGGUAUCAAGAUUUCUGCACCAGACCUGGAAAAGGCCAUUGCAGGCUCGCGUCUGCUCGUCGUCGGACCUGAUGAUGACGAGGACGAGCUGAAGGAUGAGGUUAUGAGCGAUCUCAAGACGCUGUUGACAUCGAUCGACAAGUCUGGAAACGGUGUUUGCGUGCAGGCCUCGACCCUAGGUUCCCUUGAGGCCUUGCUCGAGUUCUUGCGCGUGUCCAAGAUUCCGGUCUCGGGCAUCAACAUCGGACCUGUCCACAAGAAGGACAUCAUGCGUGCCAGUACAAUGUUGGAAAAGUCCAAGGAAUUGGCGUGUCUGCUGUGUUUCGAUGUCAAAGUCGAUAAGGAGGCGGAGCAGAUGGCAGAGGAGAUGGGCAUUAGGAUCUUCAAGGCCGAUAUUAUUUACCACUUGUUCGAUCAGUUCACGGCCUAUCACAAGCAGUUGACAGAGGAGCGUCGCAAGGACCAGGCACCCUCAGCCGUUUUCCCCUGUAUCCUCAAGAUGGUCACUGGCGCUAUUUUCAACAAGAAGGACCCUAUCAUUAUUGGUGUCGAUGUCGUUGAGGGUGUGAUGAAGCAGGGAACACCUCUCUGUGUCAUCAACGUCGAUCCUGAGACCAAGGCCAAGGAGAUUGUGUAUCUUGGAAAGAUCACGUCGAUGGAGCAGAACCAUAAGCAGGUCGAUACCGUCAGGAAGGGUAAUUCUGGAGGAGGAAUUGCCAUCAAGAUCGAAUGCGCUGUCUAUGAAAACGCAAAGACCUUCGGAAGGCAUUUCAACGAACAGUCUGAGUUUUACUCGAUGAUCUCGCGCGAGUCGAUCAACAUCUUGAAAGAGUCCUUCCGCAACGACUUGAGUAAGGAGGAGUGGGCCCUCGUUGUGAAGCUCAAGGCAAAGCUGGACAUUGUGUAA